Messenger RNA from Haliotis rubra (blacklip abalone), 2214 nucleotides. Its product is annotated as KIF-binding protein-like. The transcript has a single exon. The coding region runs from base 89 to 1930 and encodes 613 amino acids. Lineage: Eukaryota; Metazoa; Mollusca; Gastropoda; Lepetellida; Haliotidae. The record is from RefSeq and is a predicted model, not a curated record.
ACUUGUAGCAAAACUAUAUAAAAAUUUACUAAAAGGAAUAAUUCAUGUUACGUUCAGCAUUUGCUGCAGCGCUGAUGUCAGAUUCAACAUGGCAACCUUCAAGGAGUAUCUUGUAACCGAUGGCUAUGCAAAAUUUUCUGCAGCCAGGAAACUAGAAACGGAAGAUUCUAAAAAUGACCCCGAAGAUGAUCCAUUUAGGUCCAGGUACAAGGCUAGAGAAACCUAUGGUGAAAUCAGAACCGCUUUAAAGGGGUACAUAAACGACGAUGCUGAAAAUGUGACGCUGACGCGUUUUCUAGCGGUUUUAGAUUUUUACCUGGGUAUCAAUUUCAGUGAUACUGAAGAAAUCGCAGCUGGAGAGGAGCAUCUGAUGAAUUCACUGCAAUUACUUGAAGAUCAGAGGUAUGACAGAGAAGUCGCUAACGUCUAUCAAACGGUUCUCAAUCAUCUUUCAAUAUUGUGGUCAGGAAGAAGGAACAUUGACAAAUCAAUGAAAUAUCUCAAACAAGCAGAAUCGCUGUAUAAGAAAUUCAAACGUGAUGUUGGAAAUGAUCCCCAUACUGUUGAAGAAUAUUUCAAACCCGACGAGUCUGAUCAAAAUGAUAUUGCUGCAAUUUCUAAGACAAGAUCAAAACACUUUGAAGACACAUAUACUCUAACAUUGUUCUACAUUGCCCAAGUCUAUGCACUUACUGAAAAGAAAGAGGACUCUGCCAAAUAUUGUCAUGUAACACUUCAAAGACAGUUGGACUCAUUUACAUACAAAGCUGAUGAAUGGGCUCUUAAUGCAGCCACACUGUCACAGUAUUACAUUACUGUUGAUAUGUAUCACUUUGCUCGUCAUUGUUUAGCAAGUGCAUCAUUGAUAUUUGAAGAAGCUGCAUCAAAGGAAGAAGACACAGAUGAAGACACCAAGGAGCAAAUGGCACAGAAGCGAGCUGAUAUUGACAGAUGUUGGUCUAAAUAUGGCCUUGCACUUCUAGAGGCUUCUAAAGACUAUUUAAUGAAAGAGGUUGAGGAUGCAAGGGAGGAAGUGUCUCCUGAUGAUCACAAUGCAGAUGUUAAAGAUGGGGCCAGCAAAUUUUCACUUUCAGAUUCAGAAGCUGGUAGGUCUGAGGAAGAAAAUGACUCAUCUGUAAUUUUAGAUAUAGAGAACUGCAAAACAUUUCCACGAUUUAACCUGGAAGUAACAAAUUAUGAGGAGAAAAUUACUGAUCAAUUUGUCAGAGAUUUUUCUGAAGCAAGAGAAGUGUUCUUAUCAGUCCAGACACGACUGAAUGAUGCAAAAAGGUUUUAUGUUGUGGAUGGACACUGCUCUGACUACAUCCAAAUCAUCCAGGACAUCAGUAAGGCUUACAAGGAACUGGCAUUCUUUGAAUUGGAUAUGGACCGUCAGUGCAAAAUGCACAAACGGCGGGUUGACAUGCUGAAUGAUACCUUGACUGGUCUCAACCCAAAGUAUUAUCUUCUAGUCUGUCGACAAAUUAUGUAUGAACUCGCAGAAACCUACAGUACCAUGGUGGACCUGAAGUUAGGGAUAAUGGAAGCAGAGGGCAGAGGCCCAAAUCCACAUUCUGUCAAAAAGAUCAACACUCUUGCACAACAGAGUAUUGCACAAUACAAUGCUUAUUUGGAGUCUCUGAAAGAUGGAAAGCCAGACUUUCCGGAGGAAUUUCAUGAAAAUGAUGUGCGUCCAGCACUGGUAGCCAUGUUUUGUUUGGGUAGGCUGUAUUCAAAGAUUAUUUCACCAGAGAUUCCAUACAGACUGGCUCUGAUGAUGAAAAGUGUAGAGUGCUAUAAGUUUGUUGAGACAUAUUGCGAUAAGCACCCAGACAUCAAAGGGAGGAUGGUUAAUGAACUGGGUAUAAGUAGGGAGAUGGUUGUUCUCCUGCCCCUCAAGAUGGAGAAAAUCAGGACCGGAGACCUCUAGGUGCUGCAUUUAUAAUCAUGAACAUUUAUUGCUCUUCUGAAUACUAAGAUGAGAUGUUGCUGCAUAGAACAGAGACUUUAAUCAUGAUUUAAGUUUCAACUUUCAUACAUCAUAAGAUAAGAUAUUUGACUUAAAGAAUGUACCUUUUAAGCUUACCAUAGGGGCAGUGGGGUAGCCUAGUGGUUAAAGCGUUCGCUCGUCAUGCCUAAGACCCGGGUUCGAUUCCCACAUGGGUACAAUAUGUGAAGCCCAUUUCUGGUGUCCCCCCGCUGUGAUAUUGCUGG